This is a messenger RNA of Pecten maximus, 4791 nucleotides long. Its product is annotated as protein turtle-like. The coding region runs from base 68 to 4345 and encodes 1425 amino acids. The record is from RefSeq and is a predicted model, not a curated record. Gene Ontology annotation, biological process: cell adhesion; axon guidance. Lineage: Eukaryota; Metazoa; Mollusca; Bivalvia; Pectinida; Pectinidae. The transcript has 14 exons. Gene Ontology annotation, molecular function: protein binding. Gene Ontology annotation, cellular component: plasma membrane.
UACAAUUACUGGUGUUACAACACGAAAAGCAACUAAUUUGGGAGGAAGCCUGGUGCUCGACUGUGAAAUGACAAUCGACAGUAAGAAAGAGGGCAACAGGGUUAUUGAGUGGAAAAAAGACGGUCUUUCUCAGGAGGUAUACCUACAGUAUAUAGGUUACCAGGCCAUCGUGAACCCACAGUUUCAGGGACGGAUUAAACUCGUGAACGGGAUCUCGUUAGAGAUCUCGCACAUUCGCGCAGAAGACGAGGGUUGGUACGAGUGCCAAUACAUCGUUGUGGAUGGCGUAAAAGACAAAGCCGGCAAUGGGACCUGGGUUUACCUGGACGUCAACACUCCCCCUAAGAUCACCAACAGCUCGCCUAGUACUCUCCGUCACCAGCAGGGGGCAACAGUAACACUAUUUUGUCAGGCAGAGGGAUCUCCAGAACCUCACGUAGAAUGGACCAAAGAUGGAGAAAUCCUCACCAACUCACUCCGCAUCACCCUCAGUCCCGACCGUACACAACUUACCAUUCGUAGCCUGGAGCGGUCUGAUGGUGGACCUUACAGUUGUACAUUCCGUAACUCUCUCGGCCAGGUAGCUCAGCGGAUAGAUCUCAUUGUAGAAGGAGCAGCCUAUAUUCUGACAGCACCAGUCAACACGACCGCCAUCGCUGGUCAGAGAAUCGUAUUCACCUGUGGAGCCGACGCUUUCCCCACAAACAUCACGUACCACUGGUUUUUCAAAAAUCAGGAUGUGGUUACUAUGCGAGCUUACAUUAAGGGAAGGAUCCAAAUCAAGAGCACCGGCGACCUUGUCAUUUCUCCCGUGGAGAAGGACGAUAUGGGCUGGUAUAUCUGUCGGCCGACAAAUGGUGUGGGGAGAGACCCGGAGGCUCCAGCUUACCUGAAUGUCACAUAUCUGCCCAAGGUACUCUCUAUGCCGAGUGUUGUCACUUGGGCACUUGGCCUCCAAGCACAGCUGGACUGUCCAGUGGAAGCUAAUCCCGCGGUCAGCGAGUAUAUUUGGACUAAAAAUAACUUUAUGGUGGCCGUGCACCCUGAUCGGAUUACCCUAUUAGCCAAUGGCACGUUACUUAUAUACAAUGUGAGGAAAUCCGAUGAAGGAAGUUACAGCUGCCAGCCCGUUAGUCCCCUCGGCAGUGGAGAGACAUCUAAAGCUCGUCCAGGUGUCAGUUCAGAGAGGCAUCUCAUAGGUUAUCCACCUCAAUUUACUGUUCGGCCAUUGGAACGCUACAUUCAGAUCCCAGGAGACGAUGUUAUGUUUCCAUGUGCAGCCACGGGUUCGCCCACCCCAAAUAUACACUGGCGAAAAGUCGGGGGACAGAUCAUCUUCGGCCCUCGAUUCCAGCUAAUCGGGGGCAAUCUCACUAUAAAGGACCUUGUCAAAGAGGACCAUGGAAGAUAUGAGUGCGAGGCAGAAAAUUCAGUUGCCCGAAUGGUCAUAUCUACUGAAUUAAUUGUACAAAUGACAACACCACAUGCGCCUUACAAUGUUACAGUCUCUACCAAGUGGUUUGAGGCCACGCUACGAUGGAUCCCCGCCUACAAUGGAGGAAGUCCCCAAUACUACUUCAUAUGGUACCGAACGGUCAACAGUAUGACAGGGCAGACCUCACAGUGGCAACAGAUGCGCGUUGAACCUCAAAACGCUACAAGUUUUACCAUCUACAUGCUUCAGCCUGACUCCCUCUACCAGAUGAAAGUACUCGCUCGCAACCAAUACGGUGACGGAACCUACAGCGAAACAGUCCAGGCGCGAACACUUGGUAACACAGGCACCUUACCAACAGCCUUACCCACCGACCCAACAAAUGGACAAGUUUAUCACCCCUCCUUAGACAAACCCCUAGGGCCAAGACCAUUUCCUCCAAAAAAUGUCACCGCUAGAAAUGAAAAUGGCGGUAUACGAAUUUCCUGGAAGCCAGCAAAUGACGCCAACACCACCAUAUUUUAUUACGUCAUAGAAAUGACGACAACCAAUCGCUGGGUGAAAUUUAAUGACCAUGUCCAAUUUCCGUUUGCGUCUUACUUCUACGAAAAAGUUGAUCCAUCUACUACGUACCGAUUCCGAGUGUAUGCCUACAGUGUGUUGUCAUAUAGUUACCCUAGUGCCGUUGCCAUAGUAACAACACCUGCUGCAGUGACUACCAGUAUAAGCAUGGCCGAUUUGGAAGCUGAACCAACAGGUAUUUUCCUGUCUCAGGCAGAAAUUGGAGGGAUAGUUGGUGGAUUAUUGUUUCUUCUCGUCGCAAUUCUCCUCGUUAUCAUAGCUGUAAUAUGCAGUAAACGAAAGGAAAGACAUAGAGGCGACAAAUAUGGAAAUGUUAAAUAUAUAGGCCCAGCUGAUGAAAUGGAUUCACACAUGCCUAUAAAUAGAACUCAAAAUGCGCCAGAAUGGGAUAGCUGGGACGCGAUUGGAGGAACAGGCUCUUUGAAUAGUGUGGAUUGUGGAAACGGGAUAUUUGUGGUGCCACAUUCCAACGAAUUCUACAGGGAGGACACUUUGCCAGUGAGCGCGUAUUUCCAAGAAAGCCGGAUGUUUGAUCCGGAUAAGUGUUUGUUUGAUCCCAACAGGAGUGGUCGGAGUGUGUCUCGCAGCUCCAAUGGGAGACGAUCCCAAACUGGGAGAGGUCGAUUUUCUAAACCUGACACAAGUGACAGACAGAUAAGUGGCAGCAUGAUUGGGAGUGUCAGUGGCGUCGGGGUCGGCGGGGAAACGGGUAGAUGCUGGACAUCUCCCGACAGGAAUGACACUCUCAAGGAUAAACAAAGCCUACAGCUCUCUGUCACUCAGCUAAAGGAUAGGUCUUACCCUAUGCUCCGCUCACCUGUGUCGGACAAAAAUCACGAUAGUGACGCUGAUGAUGAAACAGAUGAUGAGAACGGGUUUGCCCCUAAAAGGCCUCCCCUUCCUCGCGGGUACCGAGUGCCCUACAAGCCGGAGGUGUACAUGGGGCCACACCGACACUGGGGCAGCGGUGACCCCUACAGUUAUCCUGGUGACACAGACGAUGUGUUCAGCCCCCCGGCGGGCAAUAGAUCCGCUAUGGAUCAACCAACAUUCCCAAGGCAAAGUUCCAUGAAACCUUCGUCAUAUCAAACAUAUUUGACUGGUGAUCCAGUCAACGAAAGCUUUGGUCAUUAUUUUGGUGUGGAAGAUUUGAGUUCAGUUCAUCCCUCAUUUGUAGAUAAGUCAUUAGAUAGGUCACAUGACACACUGCCUAGGCUACAUCCUCUGUCCAGGCCAGACUUGCCUGGGCCGCAAUCAUUCGAGUUUCCGAGUUGGAGGUCAACAGACAGCACAUUACGCGACGACGGAUCACGUUCCACAUCUAGAGUUCAUUUUGACAAUUCUGAUUUCACAGUGAUUGAAAGAACGCUAGAUGGGAGUUCUGGGCGAGGCCGUCAGGUGGCUAGGGUCCCUCCCAACCAGAAAGAUAAUUUGGGAAGAGCGGGUUACACACGGGAGCAUCUUCAGGGGGCAGUAGACCGCGUGCGUCGUGGACCACGCGCUCUACGGACACGUUCGGCUAGUAGGAGUUCUGGUCAGGAACUUGAUCAUAGUUUCGAUGACAGACUACCACCGGUGGUUCCGGGGAGAAUGACCUAUUUGUCUGACAGUGUGCUUCCUCUAAGAACGGGAACAUCUCAAUAUUCCGACCAGGAUGCUCCCGUACCUCCACGCAGAGGCCGACUGUCUCAUUCUGAUACCGAAUUUCCGUCCAGGACCGAUAUAGACCGCCAUGGUUGGCCGUAUGGGUAUAACAUAGACUUCUUUAAGUCAGAUAAGGGAACUGGUAAUAGGUAUAGUAUUAGCAGCUCAGGGCGAGGAAGUUCCAGCAGCCGUAUGCGGCCUUCAUCAGAUUCACGGGGCUACACCGGAGACGACACCACACCGGACUCCGGUAGUAGUGGUAUUGGCAGUAAAAACACGGGGUCGUCCGGCCCAUGGCGGCAGCAAAGGAAUAAUAGUGCGUCUGUGACGUCACUUCUGGGUCCACAUGACACGAGUCAAGAUUCGACUCAUUUACCUCCGGACUACAGCCUUCGUCGGGAGGCCUCAGGAGAUGAGAAUUAUGAGUUUGAUGUGAUGGAUACACUCAAUAAGUACUCUCAUAUACACCCCGUUGGUGACGAACUGUUGAGUGCACUUGAGAAUGGUCUCAGCACAUCCAAUUUUUACGAUGAUCUCUACCCGAAGCCUACGCGCCAAAGUCGCUACGACAACUCUGAAGAACGAUUCCAAAAACUUCGUCAGGAAUUCCAUCAGUAUCAAAGACAGAUCCACAAUCAAAGUGUGGUGGACUACUAUCCUGCUAUGGACAGUGAGAUGUUGUGAUGUUAAGACGGGUAUGUGUGUGCAGUUGUGUAUGAAGUUAGAUAUGGACAUUAUAAUUGUUGUGCUGGGUAUAGUAUUGGACAUGUGUGCUUGUGAGACUGACAAUAUUUUGAGUAUGUAUGGAUCAAUGUUACAUAUUAAUUGUGCUUUCUGAGUUGAUAGUGUGGUAUUGUUCUGAAUUUAGACACGUUUUUGUGUCUUCACUAUAAAAGUUUUCCAUGUUUUUGAUUCACAAUUUAUCCGAAGUCCGUGUUUGAUAUCGCUCUGACAACUGGUACAAAUCAUCAACCAUCAUACAGAUUGGUAAACAUGUAAUACAUUUGUAUCUCAUGCAUUCAUGAAAGAUUGAAUGUGAACAUUGUUAGCACUUCCGUACCUCUAAAAUAACCAUGUGACAGCUGGUGUACAUCUACGUGAUUGUACCUGGUGUACCUCUACACGUGAUU